AUUUGCUGAUCGAUCAACUCAUCAACCCGUGCAGCAAUCCAUCCAUCCAUAGCCGAUCUCAGCUUUUCCAUUCGCAUUUCUGCUUAAUUAGCUUAGCAAGCAACGAAUUAACUGCAAGAGAGAGCGAUGCCGUCGCUGACGACGGGGAGGUCGCCGUGGCGGAGGAGGAAGAGGGGGACGGCGACGACGGCGAGGAGGAGGAGGACGCCGACGUCGCUCCGGGCGCUGUGGCGCCGGAUAGUGCCCAGGACGUCGACGACGACGGCGCCGCGCGUGCGCACGAGGAAGCCCGGGCUGCUGUCGCGCGCGUUACGGGUGCUCUCCUGCGGCGGCGGGAGGAGGUCGCGCGCCGCACGGCGGUCGUGAUCAUGAUAUCAUCGUCGCCGGCGCCGGCGAGGUUAACUGCUCCUCUAGUCGCUUGCGAUACUACGUGGAGUACGUGAGACUAGUGGUGACUGUGCCGUGUGUGUAUAAUUUACUGCAGUAACAAGUGUGUUCUGUGUUCUGCUUUGCUUUACCGGGAGCAAUUACGUGUUGUAUGUUGUACACUACUAUCUUCUUGUUUAAUAUGUGUAUGUUGUACUAUUUCAUCAAGUGACAACUAUAUGAAACCAGUUUGUUUUCUCUACA
Molecule: messenger RNA, 630 nt
Organism: Oryza sativa Japonica Group (Japanese rice)
Lineage: Eukaryota; Viridiplantae; Streptophyta; Magnoliopsida; Poales; Poaceae
Source: RefSeq, a predicted model, not a curated record